Molecule: messenger RNA, 852 nt
Organism: Hyaloscypha bicolor E
Lineage: Eukaryota; Fungi; Ascomycota; Leotiomycetes; Helotiales; Hyaloscyphaceae
Exons: 2
Coding region: 1-852 (283 amino acids)
Source: RefSeq, a predicted model, not a curated record
AUGGCGCCUCAUUUGUUUUGCCAGCUUCUCAUAAUACCUCACGCAACUGUUUUUGCACGGACAGGAAGCACUAGCCAUUUCAUCAACCCACCCGAAGAGAAAAUUCCAGAUCAAGAUGCCAACAUCAACUCUGUCUAUCGAGUUGGCGACAUUGUCAACAUCGCUUGGAGCACGUCCGAGGGGUUGGUGAAUUUGAUCAUUAAUCAAGAUAAUUCCAGUCUGACUGAGCUAGAUUAUUUGCCAAAUUCAGUGGCGCUAACACAACAGUCAUACAGCUGGAAGGUCACAAUCGACGGCAGCGACGGCGGCUCGAAGUUCGACAUAGCGAAGGACAACCAAUUCAACUUCCAAUUAUUCAAAAUAAAUGGUACCAAACCCGUGGCUUUCAGUACAUUCUUCAACAUCACGAAUUCCACAGUCGACCAAUAUGGCAGCGCCAUUUCAACAUCUAGGGCGCCUGCGACUUUAGCGGCUAGCUCGCCGCGCAGCUCAGGUACGAACGCGAGUACGACGACAGCGUUGCCGUCAUUUGCAAGCUCAAGCGCGCGCGCGACAUCAGAACUUCCACCUGUGCAACUUCAAGACAGUUCUUCUUCAACGACAAGGGUUCCACUUGGCGCUGUGCUCGGGGUUGGAGUCUUCAUAUGUGUCGUUGCUGCUCUUGUGGCGUACUUCCGUCUACGGCAGAAACCUGCACAACGAGGUUCACACCCCAGCAAUGAUCUGGCCCCGCAACAUUCUUCACGGCCAUACAACGAGCUGCACGAGUACCCACCAGGAUACUGGAAGGCUGUGACUGCGUUGAACUCGUCAACAAGAUCGACAGUUCAAGCAGUUGAAUUGCCGUCAUGA